This is a messenger RNA of Carcharodon carcharias (great white shark), 6342 nucleotides long. RefSeq names its product partitioning defective 3 homolog B-like. The transcript has 23 exons. Lineage: Eukaryota; Metazoa; Chordata; Chondrichthyes; Lamniformes; Lamnidae. Gene Ontology annotation, cellular component: cell cortex; adherens junction; apical plasma membrane. Gene Ontology annotation, molecular function: phosphatidylinositol binding; protein binding. Bases 929 to 4564 code for a protein of 1211 amino acids. Gene Ontology annotation, biological process: cell adhesion; establishment of cell polarity; microtubule cytoskeleton organization. The record is from RefSeq and is a predicted model, not a curated record.
CGCUGCUGCUACGAGAGGGAAAGUUAGGUGAAAGUAUCUCGGGUGGAAGAGUUUUAGGUGGGAAAUAUAUAUAUUAAAAAAAAACAACUUUGAGCCGGGUCUUCCCCAGGUGAGUGAGGGAGGUCCACUCACAACAGAUCCGAAGCGACGGCGCCCAUUUGGGGUUCGAAACUCUUGUGAGAGAAGAAAAGGAGAAUGGAAAAAUAGGAAAAAGAGUCACGAGCUGGGAGCAAACAAGGAAGGGAAGGAGGUUUCAGCGUUGGAAAGCAAAGUGCAGCCUCUGCUGCUUGACUGUGCGCGCAAAACGAGAAGGAACACAAGAGCUGCGCUGAACGUUGUUUGGUAUUGAGAGCCAGCCGGAGAAAGUUUUCCCAUUUUCCGGUCAAAGCUUGUUCCCACUCUCCCGCCUUGCUUUACCUGGGAAAAGGAAGUCUAUUCCUUCCGGCGGCGUGUGGGGUCUGAGACAAGAAGGAGCGGGGCUGCCUCUUUAAACCGCACCUGUAGAGUGCAGAGGAAAUCAACCGGAGCAAUAUUAUUAACAAAUAAACGACAACUAAAGAUCUCCAAAUACUUUAAGGACCUAAGGAUUGGAAUAUAUAUACACACAUAUAUUGUCUGCAUUUAUCUCAUUCACAGAUCUUCUGGAAGCAAAUGAAGGGGAAGAGACUCAAUUUAUGAAAAUAUAUUUAAAGCACAAUUUUCACUUUUUUUAAAAAAAGUAGGUAUAAAUUGUUCGCAGUUUCACCUGUCUCCCCCUGACGGAGGAUGGUAACUAUGCGGGAGAUCUAAUUGUUAUUAGCGAGCCCAGCGAGCAGUCUUUCGCGCUCAGGUGUGCUGCUCGCGCGGGGGGACCACUCACCUGUGCUCACCUGCACCGCGCGGGGACCACUCACCUGUUCUCACCAGCCGCCCCGCCGUGGCCGUCACUAUGAAGGUGACGGUGCAGUUCGGCCGCACUGGGAUCGUCGUGCCUUGUGGGGACGGGACACUCACCGUCCAACAACUCAUCCACCAAGCCGUGCAGAGGUACUGCAAGAACACCGCCAAGGAUGCUGGAUAUUCGAUUAAGAUUCACCAUUUAGAAUAUAUGGAUGGAGGAAUACUGGAUCCAGAUGACAUACUGAUUGAUGUCGUAGAAGACAAAGAUAAGCUUGUCGCUGUGUACGAGGAGCAAGAGAUGCACCGUGCGGAUGAAGUCGCCAAUGGCAGCCUGGCAGACAGGCAGAGCCCAGAUACCUUCGAGAGUGAGCUGGCAGCUCAGUUAGCGGCUUUUCAGCCCAUUACAGGAGAAAUCGAAGUCACCCCCUCGGCACUGAAAGGUGGCACACCACUCAUGGUGCGGAGAAGCAGUGAUCCAGCGCUGGUCCCACCUGCUCUGUUUCAACCAGGUGCUUCUCAUUCUGAUGAAUCUCCUAAUAGGAACCUGAUCGUGAAGCCUGUCAUAGCGGGAGCGAACUGGGCACCUACAGAUGAUGUAAGAACAGACCACUCAGGACUGAUGGACAACCAUUCAAAAUGCACUUAUAGUGAUUUGACAAAGAAGGUGGAGUUUUCUGGAGAUGGUGGCCCCCUGGGAAUCCAUGUAGUACCCUUUAACUCUACACUGAGUGGAAGAUUCCUUGGUCUGUGCAUUCGUGGCAUUGAAGAGAACAGCCGAUCAAAAAGAGAGAGGCUGCUCCAAGAGAACGAGUGCAUUGUCAAAAUUAAUGACAGCGAUUUAACAGACAGAACAUUUGUUCAAGCGCAGGAGGUUUUUCGGAAUGCAAUGCAGCUUCCUGCUGUGCAGCUCCAGAUCGUUCCAGGUUAUAACAGGGAUCGGUAUGAGAGGUCAGCAAUUGGAUCCCUCAGUAGUUACAACCACGAAGAUGAUUCCAAAACCAAGUUUCCACCUCCAUUACGUCCAAAGCCAACCAGCAAACCUACGGAUUUGACUUAUUCCAGUAGUUCUGAGAAUAGCUCACCCUUGAUUUUAAUGCAGAUCAGUAGCCCUAAACAGUUGAGGAGCAACAGUCACUCAGUACUGCCAAAGAAAACGUCCUCACCAACAUCAUUUGGUGGACUUGGGACCAAGAAACAAGGAAAAAAGAUCAAAAUCGAUUUGAAAAAAGGUACAGAGGGUCUUGGUUUCACAGUAGUCACCAGAGAGUCAUCUGUGCAUGGACCUGGUCCCAUCCUCGUCAAAAAUAUUCUGCAAAGAGGGGCGGCAGUAAAAGAUGGUAGACUGCAGUCUGGAGACAGAAUCCUGGAGGUGAAUGGCAUUGACAUAACGGGGAAGGCUCAGGAGGAGCUAGUCGCCAUGCUGCGAAGCACUAAACAAGGAGAAACUGUUGCUCUUGUGAUUGCUCGUCAAGAUGAUGUCUUUGUGCCUCGAGAAUUGAAGGGGGAACAGAACUGUAAUCUGCCAGGAGAUGAUAAAAAGGAGUACCUGACCUUUGAGAUCCCGCUCAAUGACUCGGGCUCUGCUGGGCUGGGCAUCAGCCUUAAAGGGAACAAAUCCAAGGACACCGGGGCCGACCUUGGCAUAUUCAUUAAGGCCAUUCUUCAUGGAGGGGCAGCCUUUAAGGAUGGGCGGCUACGGAUGAAUGAUCAGCUGAUUGCAGUGAAUGGCGAACACCUACUGGAGAAAUCUAACCAUGAGGCUUUGGAAACAUUACGGCGAUCCAUGUCAAUGGAGGGAAACAUCCGAGGAAUGAUCCAGGUGAUGGUGGCCAGGAGGAUGGAAAAACACCAAGAGGAUCGUCUGGAGGUUGGUGGUGUGCAAAUACACAAUACUCGCAGCAGUAAUGGUACCAGCCAGUGGCAUACCCAAUCACCUGGUUUCCGAGAGAGGGUGACUAUAGUGAAUGAUGAUGGAGAGGCUGAAAUUCCACCUCCGGAUCCACCACAUCCCGAAGAAGAGGAAGCCAUGGGAGUGUACAAAAUGUGGUCUUUUCGUGAAGAUAAAAGCUCCGACCUCAAUUCUGCUUCACAAAUGCUGCAACAAAGGCCGAUGGCUGGACCUGCAGAAAGUCAGGCCAGCAACACUGUCAAACGGCAGUCUCCUGGCAAAAUCAGCAGUUCGAAGAGCAUGGAUUUGGUGGCAGAUGAGAGCAACGUUGGAUCUCUGGCAAUGUAUCAAUACGAUUCCAUAGGGAACGAUGUGGGUCCCAUGCUGGGCUUGAAGAAGUCUAGCUCUCUUGAGAGUUUGCAAACGGCCGUAGCUGAGGUCAGGAAGAACGAGCUCCCCUUCCACAGACCCCGACCUCAUAUGGUACGUGGUCGGGGUUGUAAUGAAAGCUUCAGAGCUGCUAUUGACAAGUCCUACGAUGGACCAGAGAUCCCUGACGAUGAUUCUGAAGAGAGCUCCCAGUCAGGCCAUGAGACCCCAGGCAGUGAAUCCACAUUACAAGGGAAUGCAGAGCUUGAGGACGUGGAGAACUCAGACAGCAAGGCAAAGAAAGAGAAAAAGAAGAAAGAGAAGAAAGAGAAGGUGAAAAUAAAAGGAAAGGACAAAGACAAAGAGAAGAAGAAGGAAAACGAAAGCCAAGAAAAGAAAGCUAAGAAGAAAGGAUUCGGUGCAAUGCUUAGAUUUGGUAAAAAGAAAGAGGAAAAAGGGAAGGAACAAAAGUCUAAGCAAAAGAGUGAUGGCCUGAAUGAAGAAGAGCUGGAGAGAAUGAAGGAAGAGCGUGACAGGAUUGAAGCCAAGCACCAGGAGUUGAGGGAGAGGCAGGCGAAGGAACGGUAUGAUCAGCUGCCCUCCACUGGCCCCUCAGUGCCUGACAUCGAAGAUGAUGACAUGGACCCCAACUAUGCCAAAGUGAACCACUUCCGGGAGCCGCCCCCAACUGCUAGUGUGUUCAAGGCCCCUUCUCCCCAGCUGCACUCGAUAAACCCGCCUCGGGACUUUACUGCAGAGCAGGAAAACCUGGAUGGACUGUAUGCCAAGAUCAACAAGCAGCAGACCCCCACUCCAGACAGUGCAAGACCCGCUAACUUGGACCGAAUCCACCAACUGAGGAAGGAGUACCAUCAGGCCAGAAGGGAGGGUGCCAUUCCAUCUUACGAAGAGCUUGAAGGCAGGCGGUGGCCUAAUGACUAUGAACCACCUUGGAUACAAGCUCCUGUAAAAGGGCCAAAUGGUCGAUCCCAAUUUGAAGAGCUGGAACAUCAGUACACUACCUUACCAAGGCAUCUUCCUGGAGAGCCGGAUGAAUAUCAUCUUCGGGGCCCCUAUGGUGACCGAGAGCCACCCCGGUACCUGGGAGCCCAGCAUCAUGUUGCAGGAUACCCGCAUCGAGGGAGUUAUCCCCGAAAUGCGGCUGACGGCCGCCUGGACCCGAGGAUCCCUGACUACCUGAACAGCGCCAGGCUGCGGGAGGCUGCGUACAAUCUUCCAAACCAGUACAAGGGGCCCCACAGGCACGAUGUGCCUCCAUCCCCAACGCAGACUUUUAAAAUGCCUCGCCACCACGACCACGGCAAGAUGGCAUACAGGGAGAGCAGCCCGGACCGAUAUAGGUACCCCUACCAGGAUGGCCGGCAUCAAGAUCCCAGGCAAAAGAAUGGUAUGACAGCAGCUGUCUAGUCAAAAGUUGGUACAAAGGCAUUGUAUUACAGCACAAAGGGAAUACAUCAACAGACCUGGUCUUCCACUGCUGGUCCACAUCUCUAAUUGCUCUGUUCUACAUCUGAAUUCAACUUAAGUUUUAUUCCAAUAUGUUUUAUGAAAGAAUGGCCAGUCCCACCAGUCAGAUGAGAAUGAUCAUUUUGCCUGCCCUGAUGAAUAGUUACGUGAUGCUAAUCAAGUUUGCAGAUAAGUCGUUGAACUGCCUUUACCGUGAUCAGGUUUACAAAUAACGCUCUAAAGGAAAGCUGAUGGAGAUCGACCCUGCAACAAGGGAACACUUUCCCCAGUAAGGAACCACAGAUCCUUUCCUGAUAAGGCUGCAGUAAAGAUAACACGAUUGUUAAUCCUCAUUGAAAAUUUCAUCACAUAGUCAGAAUGGUGAGGCUGCAAGGGAAUCAAGUCCGUGUCUAGAAUUAACUACAGCACACCUUGCAAAUAAGGAAAUAUUCCGGGGCGAGAAUUUAAUUGCAAUUUUCAAAUGAGCGUAUAAACCAGCAAAGGGACAUUAUCUAAAUCCUUGAUUCAGUCGUCAGCAAUGCAUCAAUUCCCAGGUAUUCUCCAUGUAAUUGUUUAUUAUACAUGUGAUGGUCCACAUGUAAAAAUGUAAAUGGGCUAGCCUUGAACUGCUUUGUGAAGGAAUGUACAUGAUAGUGAAGCUGUAAGUGCCAAAUUUAGGCUGAAAUGACCUAGAGUUUAAGAGCCAAGAAGAACUUUCCAGAACCAGCAUGGUACAGACUCUAGCACUGUGAUGCUUAUUUUACCUGUUUAAUGAUGCUUCCUAAGAUAUUAACAAGCACAAACCAUGACGAAUGCACAGCUUUUGCAAUGCAAUGAUUUGGAAAUGCUUAUUGUUAAUCCACACAUUUUAUAGCGCGUACCAUUAUAUUGUAAUCUCACAAGAAAGCAGUUUCUAUUAUUGGCAAUACCAUAUGAGUUUAAAAGUCCUUCUUGUAUCUCUUCCACAUGACAUCAUUCCCCAUACUAUUCAGCCCCAGCUGUUCAAUUAUCUCUCCACGGACCGGCAAUAAUUUCCCUUUUAAUAUGUCAAAUACUCUUUCAAUAUCUGGUUAUUAGCAAGAUAUAAUUUGUGAUACCAGAUCAAAAAUUGUUCUCAAAGCCUGCUGUCCAUUUGCUAAGAGAUGCCAUUUAGUGUGUUUCAGAGAAUUAUCAGCCUCCUAUCACCACCUAAUGAUGUCAUACAGCUGGCCUAAAAUAUAUAGGAAGACUAUAAAUGUCAGUUUAAGAGAGCUUUUGCAAUUAAAUUUAAUUAAAAAUGGGUUUUCAUCAGUAAUUAAAUAGAAAAUGUGUUUCCCUGUCUUAAUAAGCAUUCUGCACUCAUGAGAAAAAGAAAAUGAACUCCCAGAUCUCCAUGUAAUUUCAGUUAGUAUCAAGUAGGGUAACAUUAAGAUCUGAUGGCAAGAGGUCUCUAACCGCACUCUUCCAUCAACAUUUAAUGGCUCAAGUGAGUCUUAUGCGGUUUUACUGAGCAAACGAACUUGGAAGAUCCCACAUCCAUCAGUGCGUGCUGUUAACUGAUCUCUACCGGAGUAGCUGUAACUGGCUUCUGGAUAUGGGUGGGGGUUGCAGUAAUGAGGAUCAGCCAGGCUUCCUGCCGUUGAUAAGUUACCCAAUGACCCACACCUCCCUCUCGCACCCUCAUCCCAGUGCCAUGUUUGACGUAGAUGGAACAGGUUUGACUGAAGUUCACCCUCCCUACACCAACCACCCCCCCUCCC